UCUUCGAGUCUUCGAGUCUUCGACGACUCGACGACUUGACUGCUAUAUAAACACCACUCGACACCGGGCUCGUCAGUGGUCAUCACGAAUUCGACAUCACGCUCUUUUUAUUCCUAUCCUUGUCUUGACUUUCUUCUUGUUGCGAGAACUGCUGGGUCAGUCAUUCCUUUCCGUAUUGAGACACGACCAUGCCCCUCCUUCGUCACCUUCUGACGGCAACCGCCUUGCUCGGUGCCUCUGCCCAGGCGGCAACAGGCGUCACUGGCAGCGCCUUUGGCUUUGCCAGCGGGACCACGGGUGGUGGUGAUGCCACCCCUGCGGCGCCCAGCGACAUCACCGAGCUGACGACCUGGCUGUCCGAUAGCACCCCGCGGGUCAUCCUCAUCGACAAGGAGUUCAACUUCCUUGACAGCGAAGGCAAGUGCACCGACUGCGAGUGCUGCAAGCCGUCCUCGAACACUUGUGGCAGCUCGGGCCAGAAUGCGGUCAAGCAGAACGGCUCCGACUGGUGCGGCAGCUACCCCAGCCUGACCUGCACCUACGACAACGCCGCCAUCGAGGGCUUGGAGGUCGCCUCCAACAAGUCGAUCGUCGGCGUGGGCAGCGCGGGUGUCAUCCGUGGUAAGGGUCUGCGUAUGGUGAACGGCGUCAGCAACAUCAUCGUCCAGAACAUCCACAUCACCCAGCUCAACCCCGAGUUCAUCUGGGGUGGCGAUGCCAUCACCCUGGAUGGCACCAACAACAUCUGGAUCGACCACGUCAAGAUCAACCUCAUUGGUCGUCAGAUGUUUGUUGCCGGAUAUGAGGCCAGCCACAGCGUGACUAUCUCCAACAGCGAGUUCGAUGGCCAGACCAGCUGGUCUGCCACUUGCAAUGGCCAUCACUACUGGACUGUUCUCGGAUACGGCCACAACGACAAGGUCACCUUCGCCAAUAACUACCUCCACCACACCUCCGGCCGGUCCCCCAAGCUCGAGUUCAACAGCUACUGGCACGCGUACAACAACUACUGGUUCAACAACACCGGCCAUGCCUUCGAUGUCGGCGAGAACACCCGCGCCCUGAUCGAGGGUAACGUCAUGGUCGAUGUCAACACCCCUCUCCUGGCCGACAGCAACCCCGGUGCCGUCUUCGCCGUCAACUCCAGCGACGUGUCCACCUGCACCAAGGCCCUGGGCCGGACCUGCGUCGCGAACACCCUGAUCAGCUCCGGCACCCUGACCGGCAGCAACAGCUCCGUUAUCAGCAGCUGGCCCUCCGGCGAGUCGGAUAUCACCGUCAAGGCGGCCAGCCAGGUUGCCGCCUACGUCAAGGCCAAUGCUGGGAUCGGUAAGCUGAGCAACGGAUCCGGCUCGUCCAGCACUGUUGCCGCCGUGGCCACCUCGGCUGUCGCCAAGCGUGCCGGCCCCGAGAGAGACGCUCCUUACGUGCCCGCGUUCUCUGAGGCUGGCCCCGGAGCCUCCGCUGUCCCCAGCCAGGCCUCCUGGUCGUGGAGGAAGGUCAGCACCGACGGCCCUGCCCCCACUGGCGCCUCUGGUCCCCAGGGUCUUGGUGCUCCCGUCCAGGGUUCCGCUCCCCAGGCCACUGGUCACGGCCACCACCAUGGUCACCACGGCCAUGGAAACUAAGCGGAGGGUCAGUUCCACUCGCAUCAGAUUCCAAACGCGUCCGAUGCGUCCAUAGCCCCAUGGGUGGGUAUCCGCCCCGAUUGCCCGUGAGCCGCGGGCUUUCCUCUUCUUUGUACACUAUCGGCGCGC
Molecule: messenger RNA, 1757 nt
Organism: Aspergillus heteromorphus CBS 117.55
Lineage: Eukaryota; Fungi; Ascomycota; Eurotiomycetes; Eurotiales; Aspergillaceae
Product: pectin lyase F
Exons: 3
Coding region: 189-1628 (479 amino acids)
Molecular function (GO): pectate lyase activity
Source: RefSeq, a predicted model, not a curated record